AUGAACCCGAAGAUAGAUCCAGGGAAGCAGGACUCAUUCGAGUAUGGCUGGAAGCACGGCAUGGGGUUCACUCUGAUUCAUAUCCAUGCAUGUUCUUUCAACCUCACCGCGUACACGGCAAUACAGGAGGAUUCACUACUGCCUGACUUCCUAUUGAACGAGGAGGGCAUAACAAGUGCGGUCGCCAUCCCAGAAGCCGAGCCUGACCAGUGCCAUAGGGUCGCCAUCCCAGAAGCCGAGCCUGACCAAUGCCAUGGGGUCGCCAUCACAGAGGCCGGACCUGACCAGUGCCAUAGGGUCGUCAUCACGGAGGCCGGACCUGACCAGUGCCAUAGGGUCGCCAUCCCAGAGGCCGGACCUGACCAGUGCGAUAGGGUCGCCAUCCCAGAGGCCGGAACUGACCAAUGCCAUAGGGUCGCCAUCCCAGAAGCCGAGCCUGACCAAUGCCAUAGGGUCGCCAUCACAGAGGCCGGACCUGACCAGUGCGAUAGGGUCGCCAUCACAGAAGCCGAGCCUGACCAGUGCCAUAGGGUCGCCAUCCCAGAAGCCGAGCCUGACCAGUGCCAUAGGGUCGCCAUCCCAGAGGCCGGACCUGACCAAUGCCAUAGGGUCGCCAUCACAGAGGCCGGACCUGACCAGUGCGAUAGGGUCGCCAUCCCAGAAGCCGGACCUGGCCAGUGCCAUAGGGUCGCCAUCACAGAGGCCGGACCUGACCAGUGCGAUAGGGUCGCCAUCACAGAGGCCGGACCUGACCUGACCAGUGCCAUGGAGUGUGAUAGCAAACAUCCACCGCUGUGA
Molecule: messenger RNA, 798 nt
Organism: Branchiostoma floridae (Florida lancelet)
Lineage: Eukaryota; Metazoa; Chordata; Leptocardii; Amphioxiformes; Branchiostomatidae
Product: apidaecins type 73-like
Exons: 3
Coding region: 1-798 (265 amino acids)
Source: RefSeq, a predicted model, not a curated record